Messenger RNA from Menidia menidia (Atlantic silverside), 1446 nucleotides. The record is from the annotation of a GenBank genome assembly. Lineage: Eukaryota; Metazoa; Chordata; Actinopteri; Atheriniformes; Atherinopsidae.
AUGAUAGAUCACUCCAAUAAAGGACGGAACACGAGUGACAAAUCAAUUGUAAAUCUGUCCUCACAUCUUCAACUCACCAGGGAACAUACCAACUUACUAAAGAAAGGUUUGACCUUCAUUCCUACAUCUACAAUUUUCCCCAACCAUAGACAACUCACUGAAUCUUCUAUUCAGGGCUAUAAUCGGCGUCUAAAAAUAGCGGCUUAUUUCGGUGAAACGCCAAAAGGACCAGUCCCAAAAUUCCAAGACCCAUCCUUAUGGGAACCAAGGGAACAAUAUACUGAAAACAAAAGAAUACAAACUUUCACACAUCAGGAGUUUUUCAAAAAGGACCAGGAUGUGGACCCAACCACGAUUAAAUCUGAACAAUUACAGUUGCGUUUAUGCCAUCACAUGCAAAAAAUGUCAAUGACAAUACAUUGUACAAACAUCGUUAUAACAUCAUCAAUGGACAUAAGACUAACACUAAGGUGGUCCAACAUUUCCAGCAACAUGGGGUUCAGAAUAUUCACAUCCAACCUCUGGAAAACAAAGCUGCUUGGACCACUAAGAAAAGACAAGCAGCUGAAAGAAGAUGGAUUAAUCUUCUCAACACCAGAACACCACAAGGACUUAAACCCCACCGAGAAUGAUCACCUCGGACCGGCAGGGCCUGCGGGUCUGCGGCCUCCGCGCCCUGGUCCUCAGGCGCUGCUUCGGGCGGAUUUGGCGCCUCAGCAGCGUCAGGAUUGGCCAGACGGAGGCAGCGUGAUCUGGUUGGAGAGGGGCCUGCUCCGGCUCACGGAGGUUUCGUGGCUGCCUCCGUUCCAAUGGAGGGGGUGCCAAUAUAAGGCCGGCCUCCAGUGGGGGGUCCAGAUCCAUAAUCUCAGUCAUUGUCGCCACGGAGGUAGCGUGGCUUGGCUGAGGCGGGGGCGGAGCCUGUGGGCCGGGAUCCGGGACCGGCUGGGCCUGUGGGCCCGAUUCAGGGCCUGGUGGGGCCUGUGGGUCGGGCUCCAGGACCGGCAGGGCCUGCGGGUCUGCGGCCUCCGCGCCCUGGUCCUCAGGCGCUGCUUCGGGCGGAUUUGGCGCCUCAGCAGCGUCAGGAUUGGCCAGACGGGAUGUCCCCCCUGCGACCUAGCCUCAUUCCCCUCCAGGAUCAGUGGCGACGGAGAUGGCGUGCGGCGGUUGGGGCGGGGCCUGUGGGCCGGGUUCCAGGAUGGACUGAUCCUGUGGAUCCUCGGCCGCAGUUUUCCGCUCCUCUACUGCCGCCACGGUGGCGACGGAGAUGGCGUGCGGCGGUUGGGGCGGGGCCUGUGGGCCGGGUUCCAGGAUGGACUGAUCCUGUGGAUCCUCGGCCGCAGUUUUCCGCUCCUCUACUGCCGCCACAGAGCCAGCCUGGUUCCCAUCCAGUGGUCCAGAGCCCUGACCUCUGAGCCCAUGGCCGACAGCUGCUGCCCACUGCUCUGA